AUGAUGCUCGAGAACUCCAAAGAAAUGACAAUAAAUGAGGAUGUCGAAAAAGAGAUAUAUGAAUGCUUCUCUCUGUUCGAUACAAACAAAUGCGGUUAUAUCGAUAUUCGCGAAUUUUACUUUGCCCUUAAGUCGCUUGGACUGAAUUUCAAAAAAGAGGAAGUAAAGAAUCUCUUUCUCCAAGUGAAGAAAAACAUCGAUGAUAAAUUAAAUUUCGAUGAAUUUUUCGAAAUCGCAACGAAACAUAUUCAUAAGAGAUACACUGAGGAGGAAAUGGACAACAUGUUUGCGCUCUUCGACCCUAAUGAUACAGGAAAAAUAACACUAACAUCUUUGCGAAACGUUUGUGCCGAAAUAGGGGAACACAUCGACGAGGCGGAAUUGAACCACAUGAUUGAGUUUGCCGACAGAAACAACGACAAGGUUAUCGACAAGGAGGAAUUCAAGAGAGUCCUCCUAAGUGCAUGGAAAAACGACCCGCUCAGUGACGUAGACUCGGAUUAG
Plasmodium knowlesi strain H is the source of this 504-nucleotide messenger RNA. RefSeq names its product centrin-4, putative. The record is from RefSeq and is a predicted model, not a curated record. Bases 1 to 504 code for a protein of 167 amino acids. Gene Ontology annotation, molecular function: calcium ion binding. NCBI's taxonomy places the organism in Eukaryota, Apicomplexa, Aconoidasida, Haemosporida, Plasmodiidae. Gene Ontology annotation, cellular component: myosin II complex. The transcript is spliced from 3 exons.